Plasmodium inui San Antonio 1 is the source of this 2031-nucleotide messenger RNA. RefSeq lists its product as hypothetical. NCBI's taxonomy places the organism in Eukaryota, Apicomplexa, Aconoidasida, Haemosporida, Plasmodiidae. The transcript has a single exon. The record is from RefSeq and is a predicted model, not a curated record. Bases 1 to 2031 code for a protein of 676 amino acids.
AUGCGGCUGGCACAGCGCCUGGGCAGAUGCCUGUGGGGGAGCGGCCCCAUGGGUGGCGCAGUCAGCAGAGCAGUAGGCAGCAUAGUCCACAACACAGUGCGAAGUGGCAACGGCCAAAACUGCAAGAACUACCACAACCGCCAAAAUCGAUGCUACCGCCUGACCUGCAGGGGGUUGCACUCCGCGAAGAUGCAGGAAGAUGCUGAGAGCCAAAUCGCUGAGAAACUGAGAAACAUGCAGGGAGAAAGCGUGAGCCAUGCAAUCAAGAAAAGCGUUAAGAAUGGGUUCAUUAGCAAACGCAUGUUUAAUGUGUACAAUGAUCUCGUGAAGAGGCACUGCAGGGGAUUCACAUUCUCAGAUGUGGUGCUGACUCUGCAGGCGUAUGCUCUCAGCAAGGAGAGAAACUUUGAGGUUUACUCCAUUUUGUCGUACCGGGCGUUGCGCCUUCUCAGGGAGGAGGCAGAGGCGUCGAGGAAGAAAAGAGAAAACGGUGGUGAAAGAAACAGUGAACGAGGCGGUGAAGAGUACGAUGAAAACGGCGGAGGAGGGAUCUCCUAUGACCCAGAAAGACACAAGAACAUUUACAGGUACAUCCUGGCCAGCAACCAACUGAACUACUCAGACUUGGAACUGAUGCAGCUUUUCGUGGAGGAAAUCAAAAGGCACUUCCACCAUUACGACAUGAAGCGCAUUUGCAAAAUCCUACAUGCAUUGUCUAAACUGAAGAUAAAUGAUGUGGAUUUGCUCGAUGCAGCAUGCCAUCACAUUUUGCAGAACUUCGACAUGGUUAAGUGUAACCAUAUCAAUCAUCUCAUUUCAGCCUACACACCAGAGAAGAGUGGUGGCAAUCAUGAUGAACUGCUCCUCAGGUUGGUUAAAUACAUCUGCGCAAAUGUCAAGUCGAUGGACUCCAUUUCGGUGUACAACACGCUGGUGCAGAUUGGGCCCAUCCUGCGGAGGCUGUCGCGGAGUUGGUAUGGACAAACAAAGGAGGAAAUGACUGCAGAGGGGGGGAGAUCCAAUGCAAUCCGCAAAGAAGCUCCUCAGAGUGGGGAGGACGAGGAACAGAAGGAGUAUUGCCAUCUCGUAGAAGACACCCGUGGAGAGGAACCCCAAACAGACACCAACGGUAACAGCAGCGGUCCUAGCAAUAGACAGGGCAACAUUGUACACCGACUAGUGCCGCUUCUUUUCUCCAGGGUCAACACCUGCAUUGCCUUCCUCUCAUUGAAGCAACUCAUAAAACUGCUGUGCGCUUACAGAGAGCUGAACUACUUUAACUACAACUUCGUGUACAAGCGGCUGUUACUGUUUCUUCUGUCCAAGCUAAGGACUCAACAUAAGGCCCUCGCAGGAGAGUACAUAUCGAUACUUGAGUUUUUCACCUCCCUUCCGUAUGUGGAUAGCAACAUGGAAGAAAUUAUGGGCAUCAUCACGGGGAACAUUCCUAAGGUGCUCUCCUACAAUUAUGAGCACUUGUGCCGUCUGCUUCACUGUUGCAAACAACUACAGAUUUGUGACGAUGCGAUUCUCUCGAGGGUGGACUAUCUCGUUAUUAGAAACAAGCGUAACUUCGAACGGGUUAGCACCGUCGAGGAGUUGGAUAUAUUUCUUAACGUGUACAACCAGGGGUCGGGCGAAUGGGAUGAAAUACUCUCCCUCCUAAGCGCCCUCGUCGAAGUGAAAGCGCGGGAGGACCAUGCAGAGCGCAUGUCAAAUGGAAAGACAGAUGGUGAAGGCGGUUUAAUUAGCGGAGGCAACCUGGCGGAACGGGCCCCACUCGACACAGGUAACCCAGCGGAAAACGUUGUGAUCACCUACAAGUACAGCAAGAAGCACAAAUGCUUUCACGAGUACGGGAGACAGAUUUCUGUGGAAAGAGACUCCUCUGUGGAUGUUGGUUCUUCCGUGGAGGGUGCCUCCACCGGAGAAGGAGAAACCCCCCCUCUGUAUGAGUCCCAGGACGAUGAGGGCGAGGUCAGUUUUGCGUCCCCCUUCCCUUGCGAAGGCAGGGGGGUCACCGAGGGAUAG